Messenger RNA from Paramecium pentaurelia, 407 nucleotides. The record is from the annotation of a GenBank genome assembly. Lineage: Eukaryota; Ciliophora; Oligohymenophorea; Peniculida; Parameciidae.
AUGUUAAACAAACUAAGAAAUGAAAAUGAAGAAAUAGCAAUUAUAAUUAAUUAGGUUAUAUUUAAAAGUGUUCGAUAAUUAGAUUAAGAAUUAAAAAAAGAAAAAGAUGAUAAAUUAAAAUAUUAAGCAUUACUUAAACAACAGAAGAAAUAUAAAAUUUAGUGGAAGAACUUAAACAAUUUAGAUAGGUUUUAUCAAAAAUAAAAGAUGAAUUUGAAAGAUAUAGAAACACGUAAUUUAUUUAUUUUAAUGUAGACAUAAUCAAAGCAAUAUAACUCAAUCUAAAAUAGAAGUAGUUGAUACUUCAUUUUAUUUAGAAGAGUUAAAAAUAAAAGUCUCUACUAUCAAUGAAUUAAAGUUUUAAAAUUAGUAAUUACAAGAAGAAGUAGACUAUUUUAGAAACUUGA